AGCAUUAGCAAAUUGCAACGUUGCGGGGGAAAAAAACGCAAUCAGCACUGUAGGUACUACAGCAAAGCAGGCCUUGGAUUUCUUAUUCAAGAUCGUGCAAUAGAACGUUUGGAUAUUACUUACCUUUGGAGCACGCUGGCUCUCAUUGCAUGUUUAGACGUGAUCAAGUGGCAAGAGAAUCGCACUUCCCGAGAGUGGAAUGCUGAGAAAAUCUGGGCAUUCCAAAACAAGGUCACUGAUGCUUCUUGAUGCUUCAAAUCGGUUUACUAAUAACUCUCUGCCGAGGUCUGAUUCAUUCACGAUAUCAUGAGAGCGCAUGUUUAGCAACGGCAAAGCCUCAAAAUUCGACAAGCGCUCUAAAAGGAUCUGCUCGGGCCGCUCCUCUCACGAUAGUGAGACGGUGGAUCCACUUGAGCUCUCCGGGAGUCACCGACCCUCGCCUCGGCCGAGACCAUCAAGUCGAGUUCGUUGGUUGGAGGUCAACUGACUUGGCGGCAGGGACAAUCCAGCAACUCUGUAAAUCUUCUGCCCAUGAUGGAAGGACCUUCUUGAUUCAACAUGCUUUGUACUCGGGAUUUACCCACGCCGAGGCUGUGCCAGGUGCUUGCUCAUGUCGCUCGUGUAGACUCUGCGGGGCUGUCCGAAUAGAUCGUGAUCACUGCUGACUAUCAUUUCCUACCGAGAGGGCAUUCGCUUGCUCAGCUUGUCCAAGUUCCAGGGACUUGUCAAAGGCUUUGACUAGGGCUUUUGCUGCAUGCGAAAUGAAUUUAAGAGAAGUGACGGCUUGACAAUACAUGUUCUUAUUCAGCUCAUGUGAAGCG
Truncatella angustata is the source of this 821-nucleotide messenger RNA. RefSeq lists its product as uncharacterized. The record is from RefSeq and is a predicted model, not a curated record. The transcript has a single exon. The coding region runs from base 249 to 665 and encodes 138 amino acids. Lineage: Eukaryota; Fungi; Ascomycota; Sordariomycetes; Amphisphaeriales; Sporocadaceae.